AUGGAUCACAGUUUUCCGUCGCAUUUGGUGUGUGCAGCCGUAUCGGCGCUGGACGGCGGAAUUGGCGCCGGUCUCUCGGCUCUCAGCGCCAACUCCACUUUAUCGGAUAUUGGCUCAAUUACUGGAGCCGAAGACUAUGACGCUGGUACAUUCAGCUAUUCGGUACCGUUACCAGCCACAGAUGGGAAUUUCUCCACAAAACUUCCGAAGAGUGUCCGAUUACAGUUGACGGAACUCGAGAACUGGUUUGCCAGAAAUCGCUAUCCGGACAUGGCCACUCGAGAGGAAAUCGCUAUUUGGAUCAGUCUGACAGAACCACGAGUUAGAGUGUGGUUCAAGAAUCGUCGAGCGAAAUGGCGAAAACGUGAACGAAACUAUGUGGACACAAAAGGAUUCAGUAGUACACUCGGCUCAUCGAUGAGUACUAUCGGCGGCCUACAGACCGGCUUAGGUCUUAGCAAUCUUCAGAACGGCUUCUCUCAAACAUUACUACACACUUCAAGCCAGAUCGACGACACUGGAUCCUUCUACGGAUACGGUGGUGGCUGGCAAACUGCCAACUAUCAACCAAGGGGCGGGCAAACGACAUUCAAUUGAGCAACACAAGCUCUGCCGUCAUCACUCAAUCAGUCUCUACAACAACAGGAUAAGCUGAAACUAAUGGACGGAUUAAGCUCGUCAUUAAAUACCUCAUUUCAUGGAACAUUACCAAUCAAUACCAGCUACAACACUUGCCAAUAUACCGGACCACUCUGA
Angiostrongylus costaricensis is the source of this 756-nucleotide messenger RNA. NCBI's taxonomy places the organism in Eukaryota, Metazoa, Nematoda, Chromadorea, Rhabditida, Metastrongylidae. The record is from the annotation of a GenBank genome assembly.